UAUUCACUACAAUACAGUUCAACCAAUUUCUCUAUUUUCAUUAUCCAAACCCAGUAAAAAUGAGUGUGAAACCCAUCUGGGUAUUCUUCAAUGCCAUCUUUUUGAUUCUUCUAGUGGCUAAUUCAGAAGAAGAAGGGACGAUCAAGGCUCUGGUCACAUUCAUGGAUAAAUUGGCACCAGGGUUUGUACCAACAGACCCUUCGUGGGGUUGGAACCUUUCAUCAGAUCCCUGCAUUGAUAAGUGGUACGGUGUGAAGUGCCAUUCGGAUAACAAAAACGUUAUGAGUGUGACUCUUGAGAAGUUCAAUUUUGGUGGAGGUUUUGACGCCGGUUCUCUUUGCAUUACAAAGUCUCUUCAAAUGCUUAGCCUGAAGGACAACAGUUUACAUGAUUCAAUACCAGAGGAUAUAGGAAACUGCAAGUCAUUGACUCACUUGUUUUUAAGUGGGAACCAAUUCUCUGGUAACCUUCCUAUUUCUGUUGGCAAUCUAAGUAACAUAAUACGGCUUCAUAUUUCGGACAACCACUUAACUGGAGAGCUACCUAAAAUGGUUCAUGUUUCAAGUUUGAUAUCCUUCGUUGCUCAAAACAACAACUUCACUGGGGAGAUUCCUAGUUUUGACUUCUACAACCUUCAAGAGUUUAAUGUCUCUAAUAACAAUUUACACGGUCCAGUUCCUGAUGUCGGAGGUAAAUUCCAUGCAGACAGCUUUACUGGGAAUCCUAACUUAUGUGGGGAGCCACUUUCAAAUGCAUGUCCUCCUCCUCCUCCUCCUCCUCCUUCUCCUUCUCCUCCACCAUCACCACCAUCACAUGAAAAGGACAAAAAGUCGUUCCCUAAUGAUUUGUUCAUUUAUUCAGGUUACUUAGUCCUUGGUUUGAUUACGCUGAUUUUCUUGACCUUUAAACUAUUAUGCAACUUCAAGACCAAAGAAAAAGUGUUGGAUGUUGAAAAGAAGGAAAAGGCAGAAGAAAGUGUUGGUGUUGUUGGCAUGGCUGGUGAAAUAUCCCAAUCCAAUGGAUCAAAGAAGUACAUUGGGAUCAGAUCCGAGCCACCUGUUGCAUACUAUUGUUCUCAGCAAGAGAAGCUCCUAGCAUAUGAAUUUAUGCAGAAUGGUAGUCUCUUCAUGUUGCUCUAUGCUGGUAAGUGGUAAC
Molecule: messenger RNA, 1155 nt
Organism: Vigna radiata var. radiata (mung bean)
Lineage: Eukaryota; Viridiplantae; Streptophyta; Magnoliopsida; Fabales; Fabaceae
Product: probable inactive receptor kinase At2g26730
Exons: 2
Coding region: 60-1154 (364 amino acids)
Molecular function (GO): protein binding
Source: RefSeq, a predicted model, not a curated record